Pogona vitticeps (central bearded dragon) is the source of this 1415-nucleotide messenger RNA. Lineage: Eukaryota; Metazoa; Chordata; Lepidosauria; Squamata; Agamidae. The record is from RefSeq and is a predicted model, not a curated record.
CCGGCGAGGAAGACGAACCGGGGCCCGGCAGCGUUUGCCGCUUGCCGCCGGGCGUCGCCACGAACAUGGCUGGGCGCGGGCCCGGGGCGGACGCCAGCUUCGGCCUCUUAAGGGGAGGCAGCUCGCCGGCGCCCUUCUGAGGCAUCCUCCGCGGCGGCCGGCAGCAGCGUCGCCGUCGCCGUCUCCUUCCCUCGCCGGCGUCAGCUUUUAAAAUGCAGAGGUAAAGAAGCAAAGUGGAGUGUUUUCAAGCUCCUUUCUCAACAUGUCAGGGAACCUGAUGGUCUACGAAACCCAGUUCUUUGGGUUCACCCCUCAGACGUUUAUGCUGCGGAUCUACGUCGCUUUCCAAGACCACCUUUCCCACAUCAUGCUGAUCGCGGAAGAGGCCAUGCUGAAUAAAUUGCAAAACGUCCAUCGAAACAUCACGCCUUCCCUCAUCCGGAGGGGCACCGAGCAGUUUUUUUCGUUCAUGAAGGAACGUUUUGAAAAUCUGUUCGGGCAAAUCGAGGAAACCCUUUUGAGCGCCGUUUUAAGCAUCCCCAAAAAUGUUUUGCUUCCUGAAGACAAGGUCCAAGAGAAAUUCCGCUACACGGCGGAACAGUUUCAGCAGCUGCAGCGCGAGGUCAGGCAGCAAGAAGAACAGCUCAAGGUGGAAACGCAGGCUGGGCGGGCUCUUCAAGCCGAACUGGAAGAGCAAAAGGUGGUCCAGGACCAUCUUGAAAGGAUCCUGCAGUGGCUGGAUAGUCUCGACAAAGCUGGACGAGAAGAAGGCACCGGCAGCUUCCAAGAAAGCUUUGCUGCCUUGACAAAAAUGGCAGCCAGAUUGCAAAACGUAGCACAGGAGGUGGAGGAGAAAAUGAAAAGAGUGGAAAAACACUGAUAGUCAGAAAAUGAGAAUAGAAAGAAUUCCUGCUUGCACCAAUCUCACUUUUCCUCUCCUUGGGAAUUAGUUCAGUUCGUUCCUGAUGGUCUUGAAAUCCAGGUCAGGUCAUCUGGGUAACAAGAGAGCCAGAAAUUCAAGGUCCCUGGAGAGGCUAAUUGUGAUCUCCUUUAAGGUACACUAUGCAAGAUAUCCAGGCAUCUACCAGCUGUUGCUGAAUCUGGCUGCUGCCACCACAUCUGGCUGCAGAAACAUCAUCUCUGUAGCACAAAGGGCUCUUUGGUGUUGCUUUCCACUUUGGGUGUGUGUGUGUGUGUAGCUUGUUGUUUGUGGGAGAAAGGAGGGGUAGAGCAGGAGCCAAAAGGUGCCGGAGGGGACUUGGAUGUAGAUGAUAGGUUGUCAAAAGUUGUGAUGGGGAACUUUCUGAGUGCUGAGAUGGAUCUUCCUUCGCCCCACAAAAUGCUACUGUUCACAGCAUUUACAGUUUCCUAUGUUCCACUUGCAAACACAAUAAAAAGAGACUGUUCGUAAAGAG